Mus musculus (house mouse) is the source of this 835-nucleotide messenger RNA. RefSeq names its product urotensin 2B (gene Uts2b). Gene Ontology annotation, biological process: regulation of blood pressure; blood vessel diameter maintenance. Bases 104 to 445 code for a protein of 113 amino acids. NCBI's taxonomy places the organism in Eukaryota, Metazoa, Chordata, Mammalia, Rodentia, Muridae. The record is from RefSeq and is marked validated. Gene Ontology annotation, cellular component: extracellular region. The transcript has 5 exons.
AGGCAGGCUCGCUCGUUCAGGGGCAUUCCACGGACGGCCAUUGAAGUAUCUGACUUGACUUGAAAAUUUGGUUUCUCUGUUAGGACAGGAAGAGAUUUUUAACAUGAAGGUCUUUUCAACCUCUCUCUGGUGUGGACUCCUGACUUUGUUGUCUGUAAUGAACCUUUUCAAAUCUGUGCGUGGACGGCCACAUCUGAGCUCAGGACAUGAGUUGUUUCCAGCUAAAGAACAUGCAGCUCAAGAGAAGUUGACCCGAAAUCCUGGUUUACAGAGGCCCUUCCACGCUGGUGGAGAUCUUCCCAGCAAACUGGAAGAACUUAGACAGGUAAAGAAGUUGAGAGACUGGAUUAUGGAAGCAAAGAACACUGGGCUGUCCAAUGCUUUAGACAAUUUAUCUUCUUCUCACACUAAAAAACGAGCUUGUUUUUGGAAGUACUGUGUCUGAGAUAUUUCUGAAUAGACAGAAGAGAAGAAAACUAGAAAAAUUACAUAUAUAUGUAAUGCAUAUAUACAUAAUAUGCAUAUUAAAGUUUACUUCUGUUUCAAGCUCUAAGAAACUGGCCCUUGUUCUGCACAUCAUUUUUCUCACUUUGUGAACCUGCUCCUCCCUGGGUUACGGCUUACUUAAUGCUCAUUCAGUGAACAAUUGCACUGGCUGCACUCUGGAAUGGAACUGUCAUCAAAAUGGCUUUAGUGAUAAAACUUGGGGGAUUGAGCUGUUGUAUGCUUUCAUGAAGUCCAUUGUCCUCUCUCAAUGUUUUGUUUUUGGCUGUCAAUAAAAAAUAUUUUAAAAGGCAUCUUAGAAAGUUAAAAUAAAUUGCAUUGUUUCAACUCA